Striga hermonthica is the source of this 1503-nucleotide messenger RNA. The record is from the annotation of a GenBank genome assembly. NCBI's taxonomy places the organism in Eukaryota, Viridiplantae, Streptophyta, Magnoliopsida, Lamiales, Orobanchaceae.
GCCGCCGCGAACCUUCCAUGGCAAAAAUCGGGCAACGAGUUUCCAGAUCAUCAUCAGAUCCAAACAAGGCCUUACACCAGGCUGCCUCAAAAACUGCACCUCCCACCUGGAGUACUGAAUGAGUCCUCGGACGAGCUCAAUUUCUUAAGUCCACAGAUUACUACAGCUUCUGCUUCAAGCUCUAGGCUUCAUAUGGAGGCCCACGCUCUUUCUCUCUCCUUGUCUUCUUCUCUCAGAAACGAAAAAUUGGAAAAAUUCGGCAAUCUCGGGCAGGUUUGGGAUUCUCAUGGAUUGGGAGGUUUUGGGAUGAGUAUUAAUCCGCAGCUGUUUGAUAAUAACCCCCAGAGAGUUUUGGGGUCCGAUAAUUAUGGGAGUCGGGACUAUUUCGGUCAUUUUAAGCCCGGAAACUGCCUGAGGGACUCGAGCUAUUUGAGGGCAGCGCAGGAAUUGUUGCAGGAGUUGUGCUGUGUUUGGAGGGGGGCGCAAUUGGGAGCUAAUCCCAAGUUCAGCUAUCUUCAGGAUAACGGAAACCCUAAUCCAUCCUCCUCAAAGGAUCAAACCUGCCCGUUGUUAUCGCCUUCUGGAAGGGCUGAGCUCAACAGAAGGAAAAUGAAGCUCUUAUCUUUGCUUGAUGAGGUGGACGUGCGAUACCUGAAAUAUUGCGAACAAAUGCAGGCAGUGGUGGGGUUGUUCGACUCGGUCCAGGGGCAAGGGGCGGCGACCCCCUACACUGGGCUUGCUCAUAAGGCCAUGUCCAGGCACUUUCGAUGGAUGAAGGAUGCUAUAGCCAAGGAGCUGAGGGCGAGCUGCGAGGCUCUCGGGGAGAAAGAUUUGAGCAGUGUGUCGAUUGGGUUGACCAAAGGUGAAACUCCGAGACUAAAAGUUCUCGAGCAAAAGUAUAGGCGGCAAAAAGCCCUUGAGCAUCACGUGGGCAUGAUGGAUUCCGAAUCUUGGAGGCCCCAGAGGGGAUUGCCCGAGAGAUCCCUAAACAUCUUGAGGGCAUGGAUGUUCGAGCAUUUCUUGCAUCCGUACCCGAGUGAAGCAGACAAACACUUGCUGUCUCGACAGACUGGUUUAUCCAAAAAUCAGGUGUCAAAUUGGUUCAUAAAUGCCAGGGUUCGCCUAUGGAAGCCUAUGGUAGAGGAAAUGUACCAGCAAGAGUUCUCACAUGAGAAGGUACAACCAUCACAAGCGUCGAGGAGCAGUGAGCCAAAAUCAGACGAUAAUUAUCCCCAGGCCACGCCAGCGGGAAAAAAGGACCCGCCGGAAAACUCCAACGUGGCCAAUAGUAGUAGUUACAGGCGGGGAGAACAAUUAAUGGAGCCUCCGUCCGGCGACGUGAUGCCGGGGGAGUACUUGGGCUUGGCGGCAGGGUUGGGAUCGGAGUUGGGUCUGGUCGGUGGAGAGGGGAGCCAUGAGGUGUCACUUACCUUGGGGCUUAGGCGGUCGGGAAAUGUGUCUAAAAUGAGUCAACUCACCAUUAGAGACUUCCAACCUUAUUAA